Messenger RNA from Mollisia scopiformis, 1758 nucleotides. RefSeq lists its product as uncharacterized. NCBI's taxonomy places the organism in Eukaryota, Fungi, Ascomycota, Leotiomycetes, Helotiales, Mollisiaceae. The coding region runs from base 1 to 1758 and encodes 585 amino acids. The transcript has 4 exons. The record is from RefSeq and is a predicted model, not a curated record.
AUGCUUCGCUGCCCACCCACCACCAUUGUCCUAGGACAGAGGGACCUCCUAGAGUACGAUAGACGCAAGAAGCAUCGUAGAGAGCUUGAUGCAGAUACAGUUACCAUGACCCGAGAACUCUCAUGCGUUGCAGUCGAUAACCCGCCUCGAGCGUUUGGCCCAAGUCAUCGUUGGGAUGAGGCAGACUUGCUCAAACCGUUCUCUGUGUCGUCGGAAGAGACUUCAAUACUCUCACCAACUUCAGAGCCUGAUGUUGUCGAAACCACUUCGAGUUUGCUGCAUGAUACUAUCGAAGCAGACUUCUCGAUUGAAAAUCCGAAUCGUUCACCAGAACCUCAAUCAUCACCUAUGAAGAAUGAUUUUGAUUACGGAGGCUUUGUUGAGAGUCCCAUGUUACAAAAUGAUGACACCCCACGAAGGUCGUCCCCGUUCCUAGCCCCCGAGGACUCAUCAACACCUCAGCAUCCAGAUGCAAGGAGAAUCCGCAAUAGACCCCUCCCUCGCUCACCGUUGUUCUUGUCUCAAAAUGCAACGUCGCCCGAUGGUCGUGUCACUACUCAGCUCACCCCCCGCGUCCUCUCACGAGUAGCAAGUCAUAACAGCCCUGGAAUCAUCUUCGCACAGCCUCCACGACGACCUCCCAGGUCAUCUCCUCGUACUCUUAGACACCAGACUAACAGCUUCUCAUUCGACUCAUCUGAAAGAGCAAGUGCUGCUUAUGAGCAAGAACGAGUUAUCUCGAAUUCCACUGAUGAUACACCUCACCCGUCGGAGGACAUCCGUCUACAUGAUGAACUUCGAGGUAGCUCUUUACAGAGCUCUCGUGUCAGUUCCGGAGUCGCGAUAUCGCACGAGACACAAGGUGACAUUGCCAUUUUUGACUCCGAACAAGAGAUACACUUCACAACUCUUCUUUCACUUUCCUCGCCCUCAGUACUUCCGCUGCCUCCGCCAUUCUCGUCAGUGUCCCGACGUACUUCGAAUGCGGAGUCUCUACCAUCGACAACAAAUGAGCAUCUGUCUCAAGACCCAACAAUUAGUCCAGCUAGAAGUCAUGCUUCCACACCCAACAGAGAUCGUGCUCGAAUUCCAUGGCCUCAGAGAAGUCUCAAUGCUAGUCCAGUUGCAGAAACAAGUGAGACUAAUGAGAGCCCUCCAUCUGCAGGGAGAAUCGGGAAUUUCAUCAACCGCAUUCGAAAUGCGUCUUAUCGGGCUCGGUCGCCACUGCAUCGCAACGCGUCUUCUGAUGUCCCCACCGCCACACUCACGACAGAUCAAAGUCGGACACCAGGAACUGCUAACCCGCAGACACCAUCUCGAAACUAUCGAGUAUACAACGAUGCCCUGUCCCCAGAUACACAGCCGCAGACACCAGCGAAUCUGCCAGAAGCACGACACCAAUCUAGGUACCAUGCUUCAUACACAGCACCCGUCACUAGGAACGCUGCACGGAUUGCUGUAAGCUCGAUCUCCAGCACUCAUCGUGUAGGGUCUCGCGGCCCGGACCGCCAGCAUGCCUUGUAUACUCCCGUGAGAGCCGCCCGUCGUCCCGACUCUCCCUCUGGUAUGAGAGAUGAAGGGUUCGAGGGUCUCUAUGGUGGUCGAGAGAAUGGGGACGAAGAACAGCUUUGGGUUGAGGGCGUCAGAUUUAACAAUGCUGAGACUCGACUUUGGGGGGAAAGAGAUGCCAGGAACAAUGGUGGAGCACUCAGAGAGACGCCAGAACCAGAAGAUUGGAGAGUUGGACGAAGAAACUGA